Molecule: messenger RNA, 1301 nt
Organism: Pseudo-nitzschia multistriata
Lineage: Eukaryota; Bacillariophyta; Bacillariophyceae; Bacillariales; Bacillariaceae
Source: the annotation of a GenBank genome assembly
AACUCAGGGCCCAGGAAGAACAAACAUGUCGUUCGACGACAAUGGUGGGAAGUUUGCAGGCGGAACUUUUGUAUCAAUAGUGUUGUCAUCGGUCGCCACCAACUUUGUUACGAACCUUGCAACGGAACGAAUCACCAAGGCCAAAUGUCAUGAAGGCGACCCACGGCGAAUCGACGAAGACCAAGAUUGUCCAGAAGGCGAUGUCGACAAAAGCCAAGUCAAAGAAGCCCAAGGGCGGGAAUGCAACGAAAAAAUCUGUGAGAAAGAAAACAUCAACCUCCGCUGCAAAGAAAAAGAACGCCAGCGUGAAAAAGACAGGCCGAAAGAAGCAAAUGAUCACCGAUACGGACAAGAAAACAGACGACAGCAGGCAGAGUGACAGCAGCGACGACGAUCCGGAGUGGGAAGCAUACCACUUACACAGCGAAAAAUCGGAAAGCGAUGCUUUCUGGAACGAGAAUUACCGGAGACUCCAAGAAUUCCAUUCGACUCACGGUCACUCGGGGGUACCAAUUCACUGGCGUGUCGAACCUCAAUUCGCGGAUUGGGUCUCGCGCCAACGGCAGUUUUUCCGAGAAAUCCAAUCGGGGUAUCGGAGACCUAGUAUCAGGGACGAGGGCAGAUGGAAGCGUCUCCAAAUUUUGAACUUCCCCUUGGACUACGAAAAGUGGCACUGGCAACAAAAAUACAACGAACUGAUCGAGGUGCUGCACGGUGAAAAGUACGACGAAAACAACACCAACAUUCCUGAGACACUGAAAGUAUGGGCAAAUCACCAAAUAUACUUGAAUCAAAGCGAUGUACACAGUAGAAUUGACUCGGAACGGAGACGGGGUCUGGAAAUUUUGGGAGUUCUCAAGAAGGAUAAUAGGGUGGAAGAUUGUGCAUCGUAUAGCGACUAACAUGGUAAGAUCAUGUUUGCUAUAGAUUAGUCUACCUCUUUUGUCUCCUACUAUUCGUUACUCUAUAUGUUGAAAUGCUGAUUGUCUACUGCAGCUUCCAUAGCAGCUUCAGUUGCCCACUUUAUUUUCAGCUCUUCCCUUGUCUCCAUUUCUUUUCUUCCUCUAUCGUAACUUUAGUAGAACUUGGUCUCUACUAAAAGCUUCAAUUCCGACAUCAAUAGCCCAUAAUCCGGUCUCUCAAGAGUGUGUGUACGCGCGCAUACUAAUGCGACGACAACAUCUCUUUCUCUUGCCAUCUUCUUUGAAUGUCUUAUAAUUUAGGAAUUAGUGUAUAAGAUGUUCUUUUUACCUUCACUGUAAAGCUGCCUUAUGAAUGAUCAAUAGAGCAUUUAUCAUCUU